This is a messenger RNA of Oppia nitens, 1607 nucleotides long. RefSeq names its product palmitoyltransferase ZDHHC8-like (gene Zdhhc8). Bases 218 to 1606 code for a protein of 462 amino acids. Gene Ontology annotation, biological process: protein palmitoylation. NCBI's taxonomy places the organism in Eukaryota, Metazoa, Arthropoda, Arachnida, Sarcoptiformes, Oppiidae. The record is from RefSeq and is a predicted model, not a curated record. The transcript is spliced from 8 exons. Gene Ontology annotation, molecular function: palmitoyltransferase activity.
AAAAACAGAGAAAUAAUAGAAAAAUUGAUUUAAAUCUUAAAAAUCUAUUUAAAUAUGUUUUUCAUAAAAAUCGACUGAAAUUUCAAACAUUUUUCAAAAGAAGUGUUGAUUUGAAAGAAAAUAAAUCCAAAACUAGUCAUAAAUGCCAUUAUUUUGAGUGAAUUUAAGACCAAAAUUGGGAUUAAAUGAAAGCCAAAGACGAGUUGUGACACAAAAGAUGUCUUGUAAACGAUUGACACGACUUAUUCCGGCCUCUUGUGCCUGGAUUCUGCUUCUGACGGCCACAACAGUCUUCUUCCUCUUCCCAUGUCAAUAUCUGCAGAACUCAUAUCAUUGGUCGAUAACUCUGUGUCAGUCUUUGAUCGCGUUUUUCGUGGUUUCGAACCUGUUUUUGGCCACUUUCAUGAACCCCGGAGUCAUCGGGAAAGCGAAUGCGGACGAAGACAAGGACGACGACUUCCGGGCGCCGCUCUAUAAGAACGUCGAAAUCAACGGAAUCACAGUUCGCAUGAAAUGGUGUGUCACGUGUCAGUUCUAUCGUCCGCCGCGUUGUUCUCAUUGUUCUGUUUGCAACACUUGUAUUGAAACGUUCGACCAUCACUGUCCUUGGGUCAACAACUGCAUCGGACGACGCAAUUAUCGCCAUUUCUUCUUCUUCUUGGUAUUCCUCAGCAUUCAUAUGAUAACUGUCUUCGUUUGGUGUAUUCUCUAUGUCUUGGAUCACAAGGAACAGCUCCACGAAAGGGAUUCGAUCGUCGCUCUUUCGAUUCUCGCAAUAAUCGCUUUACUCUUCAUUCCUGUCUUCGGUUUAACCGGUUUUCACGUCAUUCUCGUCUCCAGAGGAAGAACUACUAACGAACAGGUGACGGGUAAGUUUCAAGGCGGAUAUAAUCCAUUUUCACGCGGAUGUUGGGCCAACUGUUGUUACACUCUUUGCGGACCCAGAUUUCCAAGCAAAAAUGCGGUCAAAAAACGGAAAAAACGAAACACAAAAGAAUACAAUUGGUUGAACACUAAUAACACAAAUACGACUUCUUCUUCGGGAACUAAUGCCGAAAAUGCGGUCAAGAUCUAUAUGGACAGAACGGCUAAUCAUUUUAAUCCAAAAUUUUCUGAAGGAAUUGGUUUAGAAUUAAUGGAAUCUAAAGAACAAAUGUCUUGUAAUUUGAAGACAAAAAGUGCAAUCAAUUCAUUCAAUGAUUUUCAAUCAAAUCAAGACUUAAUUACAAUCAGAAGAAACGAAAAUGGGAAAAAAGAAACAACUUUUUCUGUUUCUUCAGAAAAAACGCAAAAUCAAAGACAAUAUCAAAAUCAAAGACCGUUUUCUCCCAAUAAUAGCGAUUCGUUUCAUCAAAGUCACAGUCGAUCCAUGACUACAGGUCCGGGAGGCGGAGGAAUGGUCAUUUAUUAUUCUCCAGACGCCGGAUGUCUUUCGGAAACAGAACUCGAAAGAAAUCAGUCGUUUUUAAAGAGACCCAUGUCUUUCAUCAAAGCGUUGGAAAUGACGGACAAAAUGGACAGAAAUGAACACAAAGAAAGAGCGUCGUCCGAGACGACGACUGACCGCCAAAGUCAGUACGAAAUGAAUUACGAGAUUUCCGUUUAAU